UCUAUUGAGUGUCUGAUUAAUCAACAACUUGGGUGAAAUAUUCCUUUAAACUCUGUUAAAUGGAUACACAGUGACCUCAUAAUGAUGCAUCAGUGGGUCUCAGUGUGUUAUGAUGUGUCUCUGAGUCGGUGUGUGUGUGUGUGUGUGACGUCCUGCAGAGAGAAGGCUCAGAUCAUGAAGAAGACGGGGAUGAGACGCGUUCUGCUGCUCGGGUCGGGGUACGUCUCCGGACCCGUUGUGGAGUAUCUGACCCGAGACAAGACCACUCAGGUCACUGUGGCGUCGAUGAUGCUGCGGCAGGCGGAGGAGCUGGCGGAGAAAUAUCCCAACACCAUCCCCGUGAUGCUGGACGCAGGCAGUCAGGAGGGACACCUGGACUCUCUGGUGAAGGACCACGACCUGGUCAUCAGGUACUCACUCAUCUCCUCCCUUACU
Molecule: messenger RNA, 435 nt
Organism: Notothenia coriiceps (black rockcod)
Lineage: Eukaryota; Metazoa; Chordata; Actinopteri; Perciformes; Nototheniidae
Product: alpha-aminoadipic semialdehyde synthase, mitochondrial-like
Exons: 2
Cellular component (GO): cytoplasm
Molecular function (GO): saccharopine dehydrogenase activity
Source: RefSeq, a predicted model, not a curated record